AUGGCCCCUAUCAGAGUCGUCAUUAUUGGCGGCGGCCUCGCAGGCGCAUGUCUAACAAACGGCCUCAUCAACAAGUCCGAUGGUCAAAUCGACGUGACCGUCUUCGAACGCGAUGAAGCUGGCUCAGAACGAGGUGGCUACCAAAUUCGUCUUGGAGCUCAUGCACUCAUUGGCUUCAAAGCCUGUCUGACAGAAGAACAAUACGAAAGCCUACUCCCCUGCUUCGGCAAGUCUGGAGGCGUCGUGUCGUCUGCUCCUUGCAUCUUCAGCCCUUCCGAUCUGAAGGUCUUGAUCGACUUGAGUAAAGCUCCUAUUUAUGAGAAGAGCGCUCCGAUUGCACGAACGAGACUUCGCAACUUUCUCCAAAAGCCAUUGAAGGAGAGGGACGCUAUCCAGUUUGGUAAGAAGUAUGUUAGGUAUGAAGUACUUCGAGGAAAGGAAGCUGGCCAGAGCAGCAUCAGGGUUCACUUCAGCGACGAUACACAUCACGACUGCGAUGUCCUCAUAUCUGCAGAGGGAAGCGGAAGUCGGAUCAACAAGCAGAUUGGACUGAACAAUAUCAUCACCGAAGUGACGCCUGGACACGGUGGCUACUUGGGCAAAUGUCAUCUACCCUGGUCUGUACUACAGACAUUGCCGCGACAGCUUCUCGAAAAGGGAACUAUUUACACCGGUAACUCCAAGGCCAUGGUAUUUGCCGCUGUAUAUCUACCAGAAGCCUUAUCGCCCUCUAAGUCUGAGCACACGGAUAUCCUCAGACCCAAGAACUACGACGAGGACGAAGCUUCUCUGUUCCUCGGCAUGGCAUGGACGACUGGGCCUGAAGCAGCGGAACUCCCUCAAGUCAAAGACAAGAAGGGACUGAUGAAAAAAAAGCUUGACGAAGCUGGCUUCCAUCCCGGCUUUCACAAGCUGGUUGAUGCUGUCGAUGACGACGCUAUCAUGACGACGCCAUGGCGAUACGCAAAGAAAGACACGCCCGUGAAUUGGAGACAACAACUCCUAUCCAAGAGCGAGAACAAGGCAGAUCCAAGCAUUGCAAAUCCUCGCGUUUGGCUCAUCGGAGAUUCCAUCCACCCGAUGCUGCCGUCCAGAGGAAUGGGAGCGAAUAAUGCGAUCCAUGAUACAGCGGAUGCACUUGGCCCAUUACUCGAGCUUGCGAAGCUGAAGAGCGCACAUGGAGAUGUGACUGAUGAGCAGGUGAGUGAGCAGUUGGCAGUGUAUGAGAAAGCUAUGAUGCCGAGGGCGUUUGAAUGGGUCAAGAAGAGUAGCAACCAACAGGUAUGA
This is a messenger RNA of Fusarium tjaetaba, 1287 nucleotides long. RefSeq lists its product as uncharacterized. The coding region runs from base 1 to 1287 and encodes 428 amino acids. Gene Ontology annotation, molecular function: FAD binding. NCBI's taxonomy places the organism in Eukaryota, Fungi, Ascomycota, Sordariomycetes, Hypocreales, Nectriaceae. The transcript has a single exon. The record is from RefSeq and is a predicted model, not a curated record.